UCAAUUGGACAGGACAGAGAACGGAGGGCAGCAAAAGAGAGAGCGAGAGAGAGAGAGAGUGAGAGAGAGAGAGAGAGAGAGAGAGAGAGAGAGAGAGGAAAAUAGAGAAAGGAAAGUUUUAUACAUGUAGAUGUAGAGGAAAAAAGAGACAUCUAGUUCAUCAAAUGCUAUCAGUUUUCUAUUAUAAAAAAUUAUAAUAAAGUGAGCUGUAAAAGGUAUGGGUUGCCCGGUCCUAUGUGUUGUUCUAUUGUCUUCACUACUGUGCCUCUCCAGGGUGUGGACUCAGGACCUGAGAGAACAAGAUGCACUCUGCAAUGAGGAAGGGUGCUAUGUGCUUUACUUCCAGCGCAAGAUCUUCCUUGAAGCCUGGCGGAGCUGCAAAGAACAGGGAGGCAACCUGGCCACUAUCAGGCAGCCGAAAGAAGCAGAAAUGGUGGAGGAGCUUUUCUCCAAUGUUGAACUGAGGUCACAACAUAGAGGCAAAGCACAAAUUUGGAUUGGCCUUCAGAGGCAACCUCGACAAUGUGCCCCUACCCGGCCCCUGCGUGGCUUCUCAUGGAUCACUGGAGAUCAGGACACUCAGUACACUAACUGGCUGCAUGAGGACUCAUCAAAGACCUGCUCAUCCCCACGUUGUGUGGUAAUGGCUUACAGCACCGCAGCCCAUGAGCAAGGGGAUAAUCUGAAAUGGAAGGAUGGACCUUGUUCGAUUUCAGUGGAUGGCUACCUGUGCAGGUACACCUUCCGAGGCAUGUGUGCUGCUAUUACUAGUGAAGGAGGUGGAAAUACACUGUAUAGUACCCCUUUUAACCUGCUGAGUACCAUCUUAAACCAUGUCCCAUUUGGAACAGUAGCCACUGUACCAUGUCCCAUUAAGGAUGAUCAAUCAGUACUGUGCACACAAAAAGACGACAGAACUAUAGGUUGGAAUAGGGAUCCUCCUUAUUGCUCUGAUGCACCUAAGGAGAGCUGGUGUGAUAAGGAUAAUGGAGGUUGCCAUCACUUCUGCAUUGAGAAUGAGGGGCACUACUCCUGUGAUUGUAAUGAGGGAUUUCUCUUGGCUAGGGAUGGGGUAAGCUGCUUUCCAUCUGACCCUUGCAAUGAGGCUCCCUGUAAGUUUGAGUGCCUGCCAGUGAUGGACGGCUACCGCUGUGCUUGUCCUGAUGGCUACAUGGUGGCACCUGAUGAACAGGACUGUAUAGAUAUCGAUGAAUGCCUACAGAGCCCCUGUGAGCAAAUCUGUGUAAAUGCACCAGGAAGCUUUGACUGUCACUGCCGAGAUGGCUUCCAACCAGAUGAGGAGGGUGCAUGUGAAGAUGUGGAUGAGUGUGCAGACAACCCUUGUGAACAUGCAUGUGAAAACACAUUGGGCUCCCAUAUUUGCCACUGCCAUCUUGGUUUUGCACCACUUCAAGAGGAUCAGAGUCACUGUCAUGAUAUCGAUGAGUGCCUAAUCGAAGGAACUUGCGAACAAAUGUGCAUCAAUUAUGAAGGAGGAUUUGAGUGCUACUGUGAGGACGGUUAUAAUCUUCAACCUGACCAAUUUUCCUGCAAACUCAUAGGGGGGAACCUAGAGACUACCACAGCUAGUGUUUCUGAACUAUUGAUUAUUCGCAACCCUACAUGGAAAUUGCAGGAUCCUGUAUACCCAUGGGGCUCUGCACCUGAGUCUGAUUGGAGAGAAUCUCUGUACUGGCAGACAGUUCCAACAGAUCCGUUUUGGCUCGUUAGUACAACUGAGGAACCUGAAAUGACAACACAAACUGAAAGCUCCCCAGAGAUCAUUAAUGUUGUUAGGGGUGACUUUCGACCAGAAGACCCAGUGGCCAGUCCCUUUGUUCCUCCCAUCACGAUGUCCACACCGGACUAUUAUGAGGAUGAGAGCGCAAUGGUUCCCAUGGGCCCCCCCUCCUCCACAUCUGCAGAUGGAUCUUGGAAUUGGCUCUGGUUCAGCUCAACCCAAACACAGCCUGAGACAGAGGAAACAACAGAGAAAAUGUUCAACUUUCAUGGAGAAGAUGACUCUUAUGAGCAAGGCCAUAAAGAUAGUGAAAACUUUAACAAUGAAUCAACCGCCAUUUGGCCUGAUCAUCAAACACCCACCCUGUUCCCGAUGCAGUCACAAGGAACAGAGGAGGGCAGCUAUAAUGAUGGCCACAAUAAGGACCAGAGCCAAGGAAACAGCUGGUUACUAGUUGGAUUGCUAGUGCCACUUUGCAUCUUCAUUGUGGUGAUAGUGGUAUUGGGCAUUAUAUACUGUAACCGCUAUACAGUUAAGCCACAGAACAAGAACACAAGUGAUUGUUAUCACUGGAUUGCUGGUGCUGGUGAUAAAACAGCUGCUGAAAUCUCUGGUAGCGGAACUAAGUCCCAUGUUUAAGCAAGUAGGACUGUACAGUGGAACUAUAAAUAAAAGUUGUUUUGCAACGUUACAAAUAGUUCCAGGAGAAAUUGGAUGGAUUGUGGGUAGCACCCCAACAUGACAGUUUUUCAUCCAUACAUUUUUUGUGGAUGUUUAUCUAGACUAUCUGCUAAGCGGAAAAGGGAGGUGGGGGCAAAGAGGAACGACUCUAAAACCACUAAGCCUCAUUCUCUGCUGUCCUCCAAGAGGCAAUAAAAUUGUUCUACUGUUGCUCACACUGAUCUCUUAGUUUACGAAACAGUUGCUCAACAGUCACAUUGUGGCAAAUAAGAGAGCAUAAUGGAGGGGAAUACUUUAGCCUUGUUUAGUAAAUCAGGUCAUAUUUAUUUUAAUUUGAUUGCAUCUGAAUAGCUGAGUUUGUGCCAUAGAGCAGUCACAUCUUAAGAGAUUUGCUAUGUAAGAUGCCAUAAUUUCAACAAUGUAAAGAUAUUCAGUCUGGUCCAGACCAAGAAAAAUACUUUUUGCCUACUGUAAUCAUAUGUGUAAAAUGUUGAUGCCAUCGUUUUGUGCCUAAAAAAACCUUGUAAAUGAUGACUCAAAAUGCCUUGACACAAAAAGCAUUGUCUGUUUAAUGACAGUGAUAUGAAUGCUCAAGACAAUCUUUUAGAGGUUAACACGGAUAAGAAGUUCUGUUUCCUCUGGUUUGACAUUUCUCAGUUUUUCCCAUUAUGAUAUGGUAUACUCGUGGCUAAGGGAAAGUAAGGUGCAUUUAAACAUGUAAUUGAUGAAUUUUGUUUAAAACCCCAAAGACCCUUUUUCUCCAAAUUGACUUUGGAAAAAAAACAAAGAACCAAAGUUCCACCUUUAACUUACUUCUUGAUAUUUUUUAUUUUUUUUCAUUGUUCAUUAAAGUGUUCAAAAAGGUUUAAAGGUUCAUGUAUUUAUUGUUCAGGCCACACUUUGUCGUUUGAUCUUAUGUAUCUCUGUAAAAUCAAUAGGUAAAAGAUCAAAAACAAAUUAAUGUUAUUGUUGUUUAAAGCCUGAUUUAUACUGGACACAGGAUUUUAAAGAAUGCGCAUGCGCAUGUGCAUAGAACAGACCAAAGGAUUGACAUCAUGAAGCCACACAUCAUAUCAACAAGUCAACACAGCAGAGAACAGUGGGGAAAAAAGUAAAAGCACAUACACUAUAAAAUGUACCCUUUAAUACAUGCAAAUUAAAAUAUCGACUACUGACCCUAACAGCCAUGUAUAUGUGCUGAAGUAAAUUGGGGAAUCCCCAAGUUUUACUUAAGAGGAUAACCCGUCUAUUGCAGCUCAAUUUCGCUGUAGGUCGUGAUUUAAAGUUAACAAAACAAACAAAGCAACAACUCUGUAAUAUCUGGGAAUAAAGCAAAGCUGAACAGAGAAUAAAAUAGCCAUGUUUUUCUCUGAUGCCGUGUUUAUUUGCACAUGUGUCACAAGGAAAUUAUGCUGCUGUAGAGAAAGCUGCAUUCUGACAAAGCUGCAUGUAUACGAGAGUAAAGAGAAAGCCGAUAACACAUUGCAUAUAAAUGCAUUUUCCGAAUUUAAGCAGCACUUUUCGCAAUAAACAGCUUUCUGGUGCCCAUGUAAAAGAGUUCAGUGAUUUAGCAUGUGAACAUAUAGUCAGGUACAAUGGGGCUGAAGGCAAAUCUUAAGGAAAAUUUGCUUUUUUUGUUAAAAGGCCCCCAGGGGGGUAAAGUGAUAUCAUGGAGAUAUAGGGACAAAAGUUAUUGGCCAAAAUUUGUCAACUUAUGCAAAUACUUUUGAGACACCAAGAUGCUUUUUUGAGUAACAAAUAAGGAUAAUACUUAUUUAUUUAUAACCACAUCAGAAAAUGAUUACCCAUUUUUUAGGGGAUGGUGGUUCAGAGGUUAAGGCUCUGGGUUACUGACCAGAAGGGUGAGGGUUCAAGCCCCAGCACCACCAUGAUGCCACCAUUGUGCCCUUGAGCAAGACCCUUGACCCUAUCUGCUCCAGGGGUGCUGUAUCAUGGCUGACAU
Molecule: messenger RNA, 4385 nt
Organism: Xyrauchen texanus (razorback sucker)
Lineage: Eukaryota; Metazoa; Chordata; Actinopteri; Cypriniformes; Catostomidae
Gene: cd248a
Product: CD248 molecule, endosialin a
Exons: 1
Coding region: 218-2380 (720 amino acids)
Biological process (GO): cell migration
Cellular component (GO): external side of plasma membrane; extracellular matrix
Molecular function (GO): extracellular matrix binding; calcium ion binding; extracellular matrix protein binding
Source: RefSeq, a predicted model, not a curated record